Oryza sativa Japonica Group (Japanese rice) is the source of this 2313-nucleotide messenger RNA. RefSeq names its product probable serine/threonine-protein kinase PBL3. The record is from RefSeq and is a predicted model, not a curated record. Gene Ontology annotation, molecular function: protein kinase activity; ATP binding. Gene Ontology annotation, biological process: protein phosphorylation. Lineage: Eukaryota; Viridiplantae; Streptophyta; Magnoliopsida; Poales; Poaceae.
UAAAAAAUUCCUAAUAUUUUGAGACGCUCCAUCAUCAUCUAAAGUAGAUGAUAAAAAGCAAACUAGAAAUUUAAAAAAUAAAAACAACCUUUUCGGCUUUUCCUAGUACUAGCUCCCAAAUCCACACUCCCAUCCAGUGCGGAACUGCAAAAGCCAGCGGGCCCCACCUGCCAGCGACCCACCGGCCACCACCUCGCACUCUCCGUCUCCUCCGCUGCGCCCCCAACACGGCGCCUACUACUCCUACAACAGAAGACGAGCUCGCCUCGCCGCCGCCGCCAUCGCCACCACCACCCGCAGCUCUCCUCGUCGCGUCGUCCCGCACCUCUCGAUCUCCAACGACGCGGGGGCUUGCCGGCGCGGCGCGAGUUGACGACGACUCGCCGGCUGUAGCAGGCAGCAGCAGCAGUAGAGAGACGAGACAGGAGUGAGUGGUGAUCGCCGCGGUUGGGUUUCUUGGAUUGGGCUGUGGCUGGCGUUGGUCGGAGGAGCCAGGAGGAGGUUCCCUCUCGCUUUGCUCGCUCGCUCGUUCGUUCUUGGCUGGGUUUGGUUUGGUUUGGUUUGGUCUCGGUUCAGAUCUUCUCUCCAAAGAUUGGGAUUCUGUUGGUAGGGGGGGGAGGGAAGCCAUUUUCUUGUUUCGAUGGACGCUCGGUAGAUCGGUAGGUAGAUGGGGAACUGCAUGGACACCGCGGCGGCGGCGGCGGCGGCGCCGGAUACCAACAACGCCGAUCCAUCAAAAGCUGCUAGCAAGACAACCUAUUCAUCUUACCCUUCAACUACAAAAAGCGGUUCAUCUUGGACUGUACCUUCCUAUAAGGAUCGUAGCGACCUUCCUACUCCUAGGACAGAAGGAGAAAUUUUAUCAUCGUCAAAUUUAAAGGCAUUCACACUGAGUGAACUCAAAAAUGCAACAAAGAACUUUAAGCCCGACAGUCUCCUUGGGGAAGGAGGAUUUGGCUAUGUCUAUAAAGGUUGGAUCGAUGAGCAAACUCUUGCUCCUGCAAGGCCAGGGAGUGGUAUGGUUGUGGCCGUCAAAAAGUUAAAACCAGAAGGUUUUCAGGGUCACAAGGAGUGGCUGACAGAGGUUGACUACCUUGGCCAACUUCACCAUGAGAAUCUUGUUAAACUCAUUGGUUAUUGUUCAGAUGGUGAUAACCGACUUCUGGUGUAUGAGUACAUGCCUAAAGGAAGCUUGGAGAAUCAUCUAUUUAGGCGUGGUGCAGAUCCUUUAUCCUGGGGAAUAAGGCUCAAAGUUGCUAUUGGGGCUGCUAGGGGUUUAUCAUUUUUGCACGAUGCUGAAAAUCAAGUUAUAUAUCGUGAUUUCAAGGCAUCAAACAUUCUCCUUGACUCGGAGUUCAACGCAAAGCUUUCAGACUUUGGUCUGGCAAAAGCAGGCCCAACUGGGGAUAGAACCCAUGUUUCCACACAAGUCAUGGGUACCCGAGGUUAUGCAGCUCCAGAAUAUGUUGCAACAGGUCGCCUCUCUGUAAAGGCAGAUGUCUAUAGCUUUGGUGUUGUGCUGCUCGAGUUAUUGACUGGGAGACGGGCCUUAGACAAAUCGAAACCAGCAUCAGAACAGAACCUGGUUGACUGGACAAGACCCUACUUGGGUGACAAGCGCAGGCUGUACCGCAUCAUGGACAUGAAGCUGGGCGGACAGUACCCUAAGAAAGGCGCCCACGCUAUCGCGACCAUUGCCCUGCAGUGCAUCCGCAGCGAAGCCAAGAUGCGACCCCAGAUGUCCGAGGUCCUGGAGAAGCUGCAGCAGCUGCAAGACCCCAAGUACAACGUGACCUCACCGCAGGUUGACACCCGGAGGAGAUCAUCGUCGGGUUCAGUUCCUAGGUCGCCGAUGCGGAUGCAGCCUUCGCCACGGCGCCUUUCCGCCUCGGCUUCCCCAUUGCCGGCUGCAGGCUCCCCGCUGCCGGCUUGUAGGACUGCGCAAGUGCACUAGAUGCACAGCCUAGGAUAGUUUGGAACUUCGUGCUGUAGUUGUUUGUAACCUCUAGCUGUAUAUUUUGUUUUGAUGUUGUGCCCAAUCUGUAGUUCUUUGUUUUGUGAGGUUGGAUACAUCUGUUGCUGUUAGACUCCGAUGUGUGUGUAACAGGGAACGUGAUUCCGGCAUUCUGACGCGAUCAUUAUUUUUUUUUACUUGUUUCAAUAGAUAAAUGGAUUCUUAGAUUUGUGCCGUUGUGCAUGGUUUUUCCUAGCCUUUGUUGGUUUAACCAAUUACCUGUAGUUUGAAUAUUUAUGACAUGUACAAAUAUUUCUGGUGACAUGACAUCCAUGAAAUUCAAGAACCCUGCUUGUACU